Molecule: messenger RNA, 1389 nt
Organism: Telopea speciosissima
Lineage: Eukaryota; Viridiplantae; Streptophyta; Magnoliopsida; Proteales; Proteaceae
Product: peptidyl-prolyl cis-trans isomerase CYP40-like
Exons: 9
Coding region: 67-1152 (361 amino acids)
Biological process (GO): protein peptidyl-prolyl isomerization
Molecular function (GO): peptidyl-prolyl cis-trans isomerase activity; protein binding
Source: RefSeq, a predicted model, not a curated record
UUUCCCAUUUUUACCGACCAAAAGAAUAGAAGAGAAGAAACUAGAAGAAAGAAGAAAGGGAAGGAGAUGGUGAACCCGCGGUGCUUUUUGGAUAUUAGCAUAGGAGAGGAACUUGAAGGGAGGAUUGUGGUGGAACUUUACAGCGAUGUGGUGCCCAAGACCGCCGAGAAUUUCAGGGCCCUCUGUACUGGAGAGAAGGGCAUUGGUCCCGAAACUGGUGUUCCUCUUCAUUUCAAGGGCAUCCGUUUUCAUCGCAUUAUUAAAGGUUUUAUGAUACAAGGUGGAGAUAUAUCUGCAGGGGAUGGAACUGGUGGGGAAUCUAUAUAUGGUUUGAAGUUUGAAGAUGAGAAUUUUGAAGUGAAGCAUGAGAGAAAAGGAAUGCUAUCGAUGGCUAAUUCUGGUCCAAACACCAAUGGGUCUCAGUUCUUUAUAACUACCACUCGUACUUCCCAUCUUGAUGGGAAACAUGUUGUAUUUGGAAAGGUAAUUAAAGGCAUGGGAGUGGUUCGUUCAAUUGAGCAUGUUACUACUGGUGAUGGUGAUUUACCCACUGUUGAUGUUAUCGUCGCGGAUUGUGGUGAAAUUCCUGAAGGGGAGGAUGAUGGGCUUUGUAAUUUUUUUAAAGAUGGUGAUACUUAUCCUGACUGGCCAGCUGACCUUGAUGAGAAGCAUCAUGAGAUUGCUUGGUGGAUAAAGGCUGUAGAUUCUGCCAAAAUUUUUGGAAAUGUGCACUACAAGAAAGAAGACUACAAAAUGGCUUGUAGGAAGUACUGGAAGGCUUUGCGCUACUUGGAUGUUUGCUGGGAGAAAGAAGACAUUGAUGAAGAGAAAAGUUCAUACUUGAGGAAAACAAAGUCGCAGAUAUUCACAAAUAGUUCUGCUUGUAAGUUGAAAUUAGGAGAUUUAAAAGGAGCAUUGUUGGAUACAGACUUUGCGAUGCGUGAUGGGGAGAAUAACGUGAAAGCCUUGUUUCGCCAAGGACAGGCAUAUAUGGCCCUUAAUGAUGUGGACUCUGCAGUGGAGAGCUUCAAGAAGGCGUUGGAGCUAGAGCCCAGUGAUGGAGGAAUAAAAAAGGAGCUUGCAGUUGCAAAAAAGAAGAUUGCUGAUAGACGUGAUCAGGAAAGAAAGGCUUAUUCCAGAAUGUUUCAAUAGAGUUUGUGCAAUUCCAUGUUCUUGAGACAUGGUGAAGGAAAAGCAUCUGAUUACUUGGUCAUUGAAUACAGAGAUACAGUGCGAGCUUCAGUCAAUUUUUGUUCGAUAGUUCUGACAUGUGUUUAGAGUUUUAGGACCUUAUUAUUGGCUAAAACUGGAUUGCUAUAUGAUGAAAUCAUUUGCAAUCGUUCAAACAAUAUUAAGAUGUUUCAUAUAAAGAAAUAAUUUAUUUGGUCU